Molecule: messenger RNA, 457 nt
Organism: Rhagoletis zephyria (snowberry fruit fly)
Lineage: Eukaryota; Metazoa; Arthropoda; Insecta; Diptera; Tephritidae
Source: RefSeq, a predicted model, not a curated record
AUGGACCUUUCUGAUGUAAUUGCCGAUCCACUGGUUCGCUUGCAACGAAAGUACUACUACCUUCUUUGGGUGCCUCUGCUCUGGCUGGCGUUGCCCACUGCGCUUCCGGUCUACUUGUGGGGUGAAUCACCUUUUGCCUCCUUCAUCCUUUGCGUCAUUGCACGCUACACUAUCUCGCUGCACGUCAUCUGGCUGGUCAACUCCUGGGCACAUCUCUUUGGAGCGAGACCGUACAAUGAAAAGUUGGCUCUAGUGGAGGCCACCUCAAUUCGGCAUUUAGUGAUAGGCGAAGGUUUCCACAACUAUCAUCCCGCUUUUCCGGGCGACUACUCUGCCUCAGAGUUUGUCCCGGCCGAUGUUUUUAACCCCGCCACGCUGUUGAUUGAUUGUUUCGCGUCUAUUGGCUGGGUUUGGAACCUGAAAAAAGCAGAUCCAGAGUUGGUUCAGAAGAUAGCGA